GUAACUUUAUAAUAAUUGAAUGAAUUGGAAGGUUAUAAGAAUAAAAAAUGAAAAGCUUUGAAGUUAAUGUAUUUGAAAAUAAUUAGAUAAUUAAUAAAUCAAUUAGAAAGAUGGAUUACAAUGAUUAAAGUGUAGGGGUUUGUUAUUGUUGUAUGUUCUUUACUUACAAACAUUAUAUUUAUUUAAUGAUGAUAACAAAUGGUAUUUAAGGGUUGCUUUUAAUGUUAAUAGGAAUAUUUGGUCUUUUGGAACAAUUUGAAUUGUUAGUAUUUUAAAGAACAAUAACUUUGAGUAUGCUAAGUAUAGGUAAUGAAAUAUAAUAUUGAAAUAGGUUGUUUAGUUGUUUUUGGGCUUAUAUUAUAACUGACAUUCUUUAUCAGACAAUCAGUAAUAUAUAUUGGGAAAAUAAUGGUAAUAAUAAAUGUUUUGACCUCUUUAUUUGAUUUAAGUUCAGGAAUAAUAUUAUUAUUAUCUUGUUUCAUGGAAUUAAGCUUUAUAGAAUUUAAUGAUGCGCAAAAAUCUUUUAGUUCGACAAAAAGAACAAUUUUAUUGAUAAUUUCAAUAAUAAUAACUGUUAUAUCUUUGUAUGGAUUUUGGAUGACAUAUCUUUAAUAUCAAACUAUAAUACCAUUAUAAGAGUAGUUAGAGAAAGAGACAAAAGUAGUACCAGUAAUAUCAUUGAGAUAAGCAGUAGCAAAAAAAUUUACAAAAAAUUGUAUGGGAGAACUCACUCCAAAUAAUGGAAAGAUGAAUCGACCUACAAGAGUAGAUUCAAUAUAAGAUUAAUCUUAACCAUUAUAAAGAAUUUAAGUAUAAAAUGAUUAUAAAUGAAAAGUUUAAAGCUAAAAAUCAAGAAGAAUUAAAUGAAGUAAAUUCUAAUCAUAGAAGUGAAAAACUUAUAAAAUUCACUGAUAAUUUAACUCCAUAUAAUGAAUGUUACACAUCAUCUACAAAUACUAUUAGAUAACCAUAAUAAACUGAUGACAUACAUUCAUUAAGGAAAUAAAGAACUCCUAGAUUUACAUAUAAUAAAUAAUAAUAAUAAGGUUGA
Messenger RNA from Paramecium sonneborni, 1051 nucleotides. Lineage: Eukaryota; Ciliophora; Oligohymenophorea; Peniculida; Parameciidae. The record is from the annotation of a GenBank genome assembly.